Molecule: messenger RNA, 1638 nt
Organism: Papaver somniferum (opium poppy)
Lineage: Eukaryota; Viridiplantae; Streptophyta; Magnoliopsida; Ranunculales; Papaveraceae
Exons: 1
Coding region: 1-1638 (545 amino acids)
Source: RefSeq, a predicted model, not a curated record
AUGUCAUCAACGGUUGAUAAAGGCUGGAUGAAAUGUGCGCAUACUUCUGUUCAAUACAUAGAAGGUGUAAGAUCAUUCAUAGAGUUUGUGCGUAAAAAUGGUGGUGGCAGAACGAAGUUCUCCUGUCCUUGUAACAGUUGUAAGAAUGGUAAAGGACCUCUGUCUCUAGGUGAAAUUGAUUAUCGUUUGGUCAAGAAUUGUGUCCAGUUGACCUACACAACGUGGCGUUUCCAUGGGGAAAAGUCACAUAAAGAUAAACCUAGAAGUGAUAAUGUAGGAGUUGCAGUUGAAAACGUAGGAAUUGGAGUUGACAAUAUAGGAAAUUCAGCUGAGAAUGUGGAAGAUUUUGCUGAGAACUUUAAUCCUGCUUGUAGUGUACAUGAGAAUGUUGGCGUACACAGUAGGGUUCACAAAGAUGAUGGAACUAGUAGUAGCAAGAAAAAAAGAGAUUUUUAUGAGCGUGCUAGAGAAACUUUAUAUCCUUCAUGUCCUAAGGAAAAGACACCAUUGUAUGCUGCUAUUAAACUAAACAACAUAAAGACCCAAUAUGGAUUUUCUGACAAUGGUGUCACUGCACUCUUAGAAUUGUUUAACGAGUUUCUUCCUGAUGGAAAUACACUGCCCUGUAAGUUCCAUGAUGUAAAAAAGUCGAUACAAGAACUGGGGAUGGACUACAUAACCUAUGAUGCAUGCAUCAAUGAUUGUAUUUUAUACUGGAAGGAUCAUGCAUCAUUGGUUAAGUGUCUCGUGUGUCAAGAACCUAGGUAUGAGAAGGUAUUUAAUGACGAUAGGAAGAUUACGCAAGUUGUUUGCAAGAUGUUAAGACAUUUUUCAUUGAUAAAAAGGCUGCAAAGGUUUUAUAGUAUACCAUGGAUAGCAGAGGCAAUGUAUUGGCAUUCCAGAGCACAGUCAGAUGGAAAUGUUAUGCGUCAUCCAGUCGAUCCUUCCGCCUGGAAAUGUGCAGAUAAUUUUUCACUUGACUUUUCUAAGGAACCAAGGAAUGUAACAUUAGGGAUAUCAACUGAUGGCUUCAACCCGAAUGGGUGUUUAGGUCCUAGUCACAGUUGUUGUCCUGUAAUUAUCUGUCCGUACAACCUGCCUCCUUCAUUGUGCAUGAAAAGAGAGUUCGCAAUGCUAUGUUUGCUCAUAUCGGGUCCAAAAGUACCAGGGAAAGACAUAGAUGUAUACUUGCAACCACUAAUAGAGGAGUUGAUACAGUUAUGGAAUGAAGGUGUAAUCACAUACGACCCUUUCAAUAAAACCGACUUUCUGAUGAGAGCAAGAUUAUUGUGGGCUAUUCAUGAUUUCCCGAUAUUAGGGACUUUAGCUGGAUGUGUCACUUAUGGUUACUAUGCUUGUCCAACUUGUGGAGAAGGAACAGUUUCUGAACAUCUUCCAUUCACUAAGAAGAUUUGUUAUAUGGGACAUCGAAGAUGGCUGCCGGCAAAGCAUAAGUAUCAAGAUGAUAAAACCAUUUUCUCGGGAGGGGUAGAGCACGGUUCAGCACCAUGGCCACUGACAGGGUUUCAGAUUCAAGAGAUUGUAGCUAAUAUCAGAACCAAGAUUGGUAAGGGUAUACAACCAUCGGUAGCAAGUAAACUGAAACGUAAAAGAGUACCUGAAGGGGAAAGAUGCUGA